Neurospora crassa OR74A is the source of this 4372-nucleotide messenger RNA. RefSeq names its product transcriptional regulatory protein Pro-1 (gene adv-1). Gene Ontology annotation, molecular function: zinc ion binding; transcription cis-regulatory region binding; DNA-binding transcription factor activity, RNA polymerase II-specific. Gene Ontology annotation, biological process: positive regulation of transcription by RNA polymerase II. The transcript has 2 exons. The record is from RefSeq and is a predicted model, not a curated record. Gene Ontology annotation, cellular component: nucleus. Lineage: Eukaryota; Fungi; Ascomycota; Sordariomycetes; Sordariales; Sordariaceae. Bases 844 to 2934 code for a protein of 696 amino acids.
GCGAGAUUUCUUGGCCUCCCCUGUCCAAAGAGGAAAAGAAGAACCGAGACCUCGUGAGGACAGCAGCAGGCCAGCAGCAGCCCUGUGUGCCUGUGAGAUUGUGUGCGCGAGCCUGUGUUGCCAUGGACCAGCGUGCUUCCGUAGGUACCACCCAUCCACCGUCGAAUACCACCGCAGUACAGUAGGGCACCAACUAACGCAGCUAGGGGGUCAAAUCGGGUAAAGCAGUUAUUUAGCCCGCUUUUCAAAAAUAGAACAUGGGAGCAAUCACGAUCGGAGCAUGGCUUUGCACCACACGCUGACCCAUCGGCCGGCCUGAUAUAAGAAUUUGCCCACUUCUCUCUCGACGUUCCAGUUUGGUCUUCUCAUCUGCAGGCCAAGAUUGAAGAGAAGGAUAGUGAGAUCCAGGUGUCGUCCAGUCCAGUCCAGUCAACAAAUCUUUUCCCUCUCUCCUUUAAUUACACUCAUCCUCACGCUACCCAGUCUUACGUCUCUCGAAGUUCACCAUCGAGCCAACUUCCGAUCCCAGUUCACACGCAAGCCGGCCUUGCUCACGAUUCAGUCUGUCAUUCGACGAUACAAGUAAUUUAAUAAUCUGAUACAAGAAGAGCUUUUGGGUAUAAGCCCCCUAGCGAUUUGCCCCUGGGACCUUCUGGACCGACGAGAGGAUAGAGAGGCCCUGGCCAUUUCUGCCCAUUUUCCUCGGCCUAGCUGAAGUUCACCACCCCUGCUCCCGACCACCCCCUCUCCGCUAGCACCCCCCACCAUCCACCCCCCUGGGUCCCGGUGCUGUGCUCCAUAACUCCUCCCCAAAGAGGUACUUCCCAUACAAGAAGGGUACAAAUGUCGACACAGUCCCCCAACCACCACGAAGACAUCACGAAGACAUCCUCAGUCAACAUGACGACCACAACAACAACAACCAAGACCAAGGCGGCCGCAAAGGCAGGCACCAAUGCCGCGCCCAAGCAAAAGACACAGAUGCAUCGCCGCUCAAGGACAGGAUGUUACACAUGCAGGUUGAGGAGGAAGAAGUGCGAUGAGGGUUCUCCCAUGUGCACAGCUUGCAAGCAUCUUGGGCUAUGCUGCGAAUACAAGAGGCCAAUGUGGUGGAGCAACAAUGAUGCGCGGAGGAAGCAGAAGGACGAAAUCAAGAUGAUCAUCAAGAGGAAGAAGCUUUCGGAGAAGUCGUCGCACACCAUCCAGACUUCAAUCAACACUCCACCUGGACUCUCGCACUCGCUCCCGACUUCCGCGACCUUUUCAGACCCGCUUGAUCGCAACAGGUCUGCUUCCAUUGACUCGCAUUUUGGCUUCAACUUCAAUAGCCCCCAGCACGGCCAGGAUUUCGCGGCAUUUGCGACACCACAAAUACACGUCAAUGGCGAGUACAUGUUCCCACCCUUCUCUCCCUAUGAGAUCGAUAUGAAGACAGAGCGGCAAAUCUUCAUCAACGAUAUUCCAACCCUUCGCGAAUCGACAGUAUCAACCUUUAGCACAUAUCAGACCCCGCCGCCUCCGGGCACAAUUCUCCCGUCAUUCCCUCUGGAAGGUGAAUGGACCGAGCAGGUGUUCUCGGAGCGGAGGGAGUCGUUGACGGAGGAGACUUUUAAUGCGAACUUCUUUGACUUUGCCUGCGAUCCGGCCAUGGCUUCUUCACAAGUAGCAAUUGAGCUGGAUGACGGCGAUCAGAAGCUCCUCGAUCACUUUGUUCAACAUGUUCUCCCAACCAUUUUCCCGAUUCUGGAAUCAAACCAGCAUGGCUCAAUCAGUUCCGAGCUUGUUCUCCCAUCACUGGCCAACAACAAGGGUUACCUGCACUGCUGCUUGAGCAUUGCGGCGCAACACUUCAAGUCUACGAUGGGUAUUCAGAACGAGGAGAUUGACAAUGACAUCAUGCGUCACCGCUAUGCCACCAUCACCUGGCUAUGCGAGGCGCUCAAUCGCGAUGAGAACCACCAGCCAAUUCUCGAUGCAACUCUUGGCUUGAUCUUCUUCCAGUGCAUAGUUGGCCGUCCUGAGGACACUCUUCCCGAUAUUCCCUGGCACCAGCAUUUCCAAGCCGUAGUAUCGCUCGUGCAAAAGCUGGAUCUCGCCGGACUUGUUUCGGAUAUCACCAAGCCACUGGCACAUACACCAUUUAACAUGACUCUUACGUCGUGGAUUGACAUUUUGGGCGCCACGAUGCUAGGCAGCUCCCCCUUGUUCGCGCACACCUACCGCAACAAACAUCUUUCGAUCAACAACCACUCGCUCGGCUUGCGCGAACUGAUGGGCUGUGAGGAUCGCGUUAUGUAUCUCAUUUCGGAGAUUGCUUGCCUUGAGUCGCUGAAGAAUCAAGGCAUGGACGACAUCACACUUUGCCAGCACGUCCGUGGCCUUGGCGACGAAAUCAGCAACACCGAGGUCAACGAGGGUACGCUCGUCGAGCCUUACAACGCCAACGGGACUCUGAGCCCCAAGCAACUGAGCAAGAACAUCACGGCCGCCUUCCGUCUUGCUGCUCGCAUCUACCUCUGCAGCCUCGUCCCGGGCUUUUACCCUGCUCAGCCCAGCUGCAUGGGUCUCGUGGAGAAGCUCACCGCGGUUCUCCAGCUGAUCCCCUCGGGUGUCAACGGGUACGACCGCUCACUCACCUGGGUCUACUUGAUUGGUGGAUCCGUCAGCGUGCCCGGCUCAUCUUUCCGCGACUUCUUCGAGAACCGCGUCGCCCAGCUCGGCGACGUGGCCAACUCAGGCAGCUUCGGCCGCAUGACCGUCCUCCUUCGCGAGGUCUGGCUUCAGUAUGAGGCGAUCCUCGCGGCGGCGGAGGCGGCCGCGGGCACUUCUUCUUUAUCUUCUGAGACCCCACAACAACAGCAGCAAGUCAACGCACAUUACGUCCGCUGGCGGGAGGUUAUGCAGAUCAAGGGAUGGGAUUACUUGCUUAUCUAAAAGAGAAAAAAAAAGAAAAAAAAGUCUAUUCACUUUCUUCCCCAGGCUGGUUGACUGGCGGGAAGUGAAACCCAACCGAUCUGCAUGCGAUACUUGAAGCUGUUUAGGUGGCUGGAAUCGGCCUCCUUUUCAAUUGUUUUUUGCCCUUUUCUUUCUUUUUCUUCUACCAAUAUUUAUACAACCAGAACUCCGAGAGUUCUUUUUAGAGGUUGCCGCGAGGCAAUUGAGACCCAGGGAAAGGAAAAUCGACUUCUACUAAAAUGACGACGACACACUACUGGUUAACAUCAAUGGAUGGAGGGAAACGUGAGGAGGAACGGUUUCGUAAAGGGCGAUGAUUCAUUUUCGCUCUCUUGCAACCUUUCUGGACUGGGGUUGCAAUCGAGUAGUGAGUGGCAUUACGUGGCCUUCCACCCAUUUUGGACUGCAUUUUCUUCUUUCGUUCCACUCUUAGGAGGGACACAUUUUAGGGAGGCAUUUGGAUUUGCAUAUCACAUGGAGUUUUAAGGGCGGUAGCAUACCCAUGGCUGACCGGAAAGGGUACCACGGAUUUGUGGGCGGGAGGGGGAAAAACGUAUGUAACUGAACUAUGAGCCGGGUUUGUCAUGGCUGGAAAGGAAGGAUUAUACCCUGUGAAGGAGGAAAGAUGGAAAGAAUUUUAACAGAUCAAAUGAAGUUGAAGAACGACACUCACUGUUCAUCACUUUAUGUUCUCCUCGCUUGUGACUUGCUUGUUCAUUGCCGCAUUGUUCUGAAGAGAAGAAAAAAAAGAAAAAAAAAAAAACAAAGAAAAAAAAAAAAGAAGGGAAGAUAUCGAAGUCGACUGCACAUCACCGCAUGCAAGACAACACAAACAAUGCAUUGGACACAAUGUUCUUGUUCUUGCUCGGAUGGGACCUUCUGCUUUUGUCUAUUUCGCCCGUGUCCUUAUAAAUGCCAUUGUCAUUGCGUCCCGCUUGCUGUGCUUCGUUCGUUUUUUUUUUCUCUCAGUUUGCACAAGAGAGAAGAGAAGCGUGCAAAAAAUGCAACAUGGUGCUUACAUGGAUGGUGGUGUCGUUGUUACAAAUGACUGAUGGUGUGUACCUUAAUGGCAGGAUGUGUUGCGUUGCGUUUCCUUAGGUGGGGGUAAGUUAUUUCUUUCGUCGUAGCCCGAGAACGGUGGUGGGAAGGAUUGGAUGAAGACCAAGACGGUCAGAACUUCCAUCGAUGAGAUAAAAGUUCCCAAGCGUAAAACUAACAGUUCCCAUAUCAUUCCAUCCGGUGAGGGACCUUGCGUGGUUCGUAAGUUUUAGCCUAUAUCCAAUCCCCCAUCCCGACCGACCAUUGCCAUUUCGAAAAUGACAACUCCAGACGAAUGAUCACCCAUCCCGCCUCAGCCGUAAACCACUCACUAUCUACCAGGUACCUACCUCUAGCCAUCCAAUCACCCCGCGCACCA